Molecule: messenger RNA, 4566 nt
Organism: Stylonychia lemnae
Lineage: Eukaryota; Ciliophora; Spirotrichea; Sporadotrichida; Oxytrichidae
Source: the annotation of a GenBank genome assembly
AUGAAUAAUUCUUCAGCACUUAAGUAAAAGUACUAAUACUCAUCGUCAAACCACGAUGAAGAUCAUCUGGAGUCAGAUGCGCCAGAGCAGGACAAAUCCAUCCCAGAUGGGAUCUACAAUCCACAUAAGUUUGUCAAUGCCUCACAGGUAGAUAUAGAGCACUAGUCAUUUAGACCUUUGAAUGAGAAAAAUGAGCACACUGAUGUUUCCGGCUACAUGCUGAAUGUGACAUCAAUCUCAAAUAACCAAUUUCUGCCAAAUGAGAUAUUCAGCAAACCUCCUAGAUUCAAAGAGGGAGGAAAAUCCGAUCUGCUUGAUUCCAAGCAUCUCAACAUUAGGAAAGUAAACUUAGAAGACAAGUUAGAGGAAAUUCAGCCUCAGCAAAACCAGGAGUACUUGUCGCAGAACAUGAUAGAACUGAAGAUAUCUCUGGAGCUAGACGAUGAGAAGAAAUUUGAUUAGGUACUUAAAAGAGAUGUGCUAGACUCGGAGGAGAUCCUUAUGUAUCUAUAUGCCUCAGUGUCUUGCUUCAACUCUGAGAAGGUCUUUGACUAGUUGCUCAGAAGGAAUAACUUCUUCAAGGUGAACAAAGAACUGAACUAGCUAUUCUCAUCUUCUAGGAUAUUUCUUCAGCUUACAGGCUUCUCUAGUUCAGCAGAGCGAAGAAAAUUUGAUCAGGUAGUUCUCAAGAUCUCAAUCGAGAGGGACUUUUAUUUCAUGACUGAGUUGAUACUGGACAGAUCUUUGAUGACUAAGGAAAUGAUUCAGAUUCUGCUAUCUGAAAACCAGAAAAAACUGCUGAUUCAACAACUUAGCAAGCCUAAGAGACCCAUCUAUCUAGAUGUAGACUAGUAUAAUUUGAAUAAUAAGCAGCACAAAUACUCUGAAGAUGUGGAAAGAGAACUCCACUUUAAUGAUAUUGUUUAUGCUGCUCUUGAUAAGAAUGAGACUUCCAGGUCUGUUAUUGAUUUGAUCAAGAUUAUGAAAAAUGAGGUGAAUUCUAAAUUUUUUGAAGAACCAGAAAAGGAAUUCAACUUGAAGGAUCUGUUCAGGAUAUUUGUGUAAAGAAGAAAGAUCAAGCUUUUGCGAUUUUUAUUUUCACUGCACAAUGAGUUUGAUUUCACCCCUUAGCUAUUUAUUGAAGCUCUUGAACUAGAAAGUUUUGAUAUUGGUGCGCUAUUGUAUAAGGAGUUUUUCAGAAGACUGAAAGAAUCCAAGAAGGAGAAUGAGUACAUCAUUACUAUUCUGAUCUCCUCUAUUAACAAGAAUAAUGGCUAAUUUGAUUUUAAAGCAUAUCUAAUCAGAUCCUACAUAGAUAUAUUCAUCCUGAGGCAUGCUAAGUAAUUCCUUGAUGCUCUUGAUUAGAAGAUAAUUUAGGAGAACAAGUUUAACAUUCUGGUGAUGAAUUUAAAUGCAGUAAAAACUGCCUGUUUAUUGGUUGAGAUACUCGAAAUGAUUUCUGAUAGAUUUGAGAGACUUAAGGUCAGAUGCAAGACCUUAAGAGGCAAGAUCGAACAGAUUACCAAGAAAUAUAUGCUUGCUAUUGACUCAGAACAGGAAAUGAGGUAUUUGCUUUUGGAAAAAGACUUUGAGAUCAGAGACUCUCUUGAAUUGAUUACUAGAUAUAAGAUAUUCCCAUUACUUGAAAGUCAGUUCGCUGACAAUGUAGUCAGAGAGAUCUGGAGAAGUCCAUAUGCUACGAACAACAGUCUAUUUUCUGCAAGUACUAAUCACAGAUUGACCUUUGGCUAUUGGAAUUGUAUAAAAGAUGAUGAGAUUAGUCAGCGAUUUUAUCACUAUAAAGAUUGUACAAAGUUUGAGGCUCAUCCCCUUUAAUUCACUGUUUGGAGAUUUUCUGGGAAGUCUCGUAUUAUUGUUGAGUUCGUUGCCACUGCUAUUGUUGCCGCAGUCAUUCAUAUUUUGAUCAAUGAUUUGCUUUUGGAAGCUCCUAAGAUUACUGAUACAAUGGAGAACUUUUUCAAAGUUGAAAACGGUUUGAAGUCAAUGACGAACAAGACCUCUCCAGAUUAUAUAAAAGCUGAAUCUAAUUAUAGAGAGCUAUAUCGUAGUAUGAGCGUUGAAGCAGAUGUGUUCUUUUAAAAAGUCCUUAAUGUCAGUUAUAUUUCAAUACUCCCUCUGUUAUUUGGGUUUUAGCAUAUCUUCAACAUCGUCUAUGCUUCCAUAAACAAGAGAAUGGUAGAUCCUUACGCAUUCCUGAAUCUUCUAGAUCUCACAGUAUUCACAAUAUUCUUCACAAAUAUUAUCGUGACUUAUGUUAAAAAUCUAUAUGGAACUUGGACUGACUAUCCGUUAAUAGGCGAUGAGACUAGAGCGGUUAUUUAUGCAAGAAACUACUAUGGAGGUUUAGUAUCAGAAGAUGCACUCUGGAUUUGUUGCAUUGUGAUACUAUGGAUUAGAGUGUUUUAUUUGCUCAGAUAUAAUGAAUUUAUGGGUAAAUUUGUAGGUGUUAUUGAAAGAUUAUUCUAUGACGUCGCCUUAUUCUUCUGCUUUUAUGUUCUAGAGCUUAUUUUCUUUGCUCUAAUAGCAGAAUUAUGUUUCAGAAGACUUACAGACUUUAAUACUUCAUUCAAAGCGUUUAAAACCUUAUUCUAUGCCUCAAUGGGUUAAUUUUCUUUUGAUGAGAUGUAGUAGGCAGAAUAUGGUGAAUACUUUGGCAUCACAUUCAUGAUUAUAUUCUUAGUCUGCAAUAUUGGCAUUGUAAUGCAUUUGUUUAUCUCUGUAAUUACUGUGCUAUAUGAUUAAUACUCAGAGCACUCAAACGUCUACUAAAUGCUGGAGACUCUUAAACUAAGAUCUUACACCUAGGCUGAUAAAGAAUACUCUGCAUUGAUAUCCUUGCCACCACCCAUGAAUAUACUACUAGUGAUAUUUGCACCUAUACUAUUGACCAGUAGGAAUCCACAAAGAGUUAAUGAGUUUAUAUUGUGCAUUGCCUACCUUCCAGUUAUGUUUGUUGUACUUCUGAUGUUUAUCCUCUACAAUAUCGUGCUUGCACCAGUGACAUACAUCAAGCUGUUUUUCCACAAACUAAUUAUGAUCUAUGUAUACUCUAAAUCUUAUCGUGUUUCUAGAGCAGAUAAGUUCAUCACAUUUGUAUUCUUCGUUUUCCUUGGACCAUUUACAUUGGCUUUGAAUGCUUUUACUGAUUUAUGGUUUUUCUUAAAGCAUCUAUGGUUGAGAGAUUUGCAAAAGACCAAGCAUAAAACUAGUCAAAGAGAAUUAAAAAAGGAGACCUUUGAGAUGCUUGAUGACUAUUUCAAGAAUAAAUCUGAGAAAAUUAUGCCUUACAAGCAAAUUGCAAUUGACAUCAGAGGUAGACUAGAUAUACUUUAAACUAUCGGGCAAGUUAUCAGACCUUAAUUGUUAUAUGGAUUCAGCAGAGAAAAUUCUUUCAAGCCUAGAUUCUCUUAACUUAAUAAUGCGAUUGAUAGUAGCACUAAGAACAUUGAACUGAUGUUUUCUUAGGUCAAUGAGUAUGCAAUUAUUAAAAGUGUGCUUGAUAAGAAUUCUGACUUUGUUAGGAUAUUUGAAAGUAACUAGAGAGUCAAGACUGUGGACUGCCAGAUUAUGCAUACUAUGAUUGCUGAUUUAUACAGGUUCAAAACAGCAAUGAAAGUGGAGGAUGAUGAGUUUAUCUUUGUAAGAAGAGCUAUCAACCUUAAAAGUAAUCUAAACAAAGAUAAGAAUGGAAACAAGCAAUCUGAAAGUGACAACCAAGAUCAAAAUCCUUUGCAAGCCUAGGUAGAAAGCGAAGGUACCAAGGAUUCUAAGAAGCGACUUAAGUCUUUGUUUAAGAAAUUGCUGUUUUUGAAUACAAAGAGAAUGCUGGAAGUUUUGGACUUCAAAGCAGGGGAGAAUGAGUCUAAAAAGCUGCUACAUACAAUAGAGAAAAUAGAUAAGUUCAAGGAACUUAAAGGAAACACCUUUGAUAACAGUGCGAUUAAGAAGAUGAGAAGUGAGUUCUUUAGAGGAGACAGCAUGAAGCAGUAUGAUGCCUUAGACUUUGACGAUAUUGAGGAGAAGGUUUACGAGAUGGGCCAGAUUAAUCCACUUCUAAACACAUCACUUACUCAAAUGAGAAAUGAAAUUCAAAACUUAAUAUAGCACCUAGCUGAUAUCCAAAAUCAGCAAUAGCAAGUUACUGAGAAAGAGAAAACUUAUCAGAAAAAGAUAAAUGGACUGUUCAAUGAACUUCAAAAUGUGAAAGAAGAUCAGCUGAACUAGAAAUAUCGCACAGAGCACGUUAUUGAGGACUACUUCUAUGAUAAACAACGGAAGAAGUCAGAAAAGAAGCAAGACAUUGAGAACUCUAAAAAUGCAGAUAGGUAGUAGGAUGAAAAGCAGGAGGUUAAGCCGAAGGCACAGGUUGAAUAACUCAGCGAGAUAAAGAUGAUCUAGCCAGCUUUGCAAUCUUAUCAGUCAAAGCAAGCUGAACCUGUUCCAUUAAAGAAAGGUGGCCACUAGAGAAUCGGAUAACCCUCCCCUCAAAAAGAAAAAUAACCCGAAACUGAGUCCGAAGUUCCAGAUGUGGAUGACGACUAUUGA